CGUACAAAGCAAGUACCUCUUGAGAGUACUUGUAAAGAGAUAUUCUUAAUUGAGGAAAUGGGUCUCAGGCUCUCUGAACCAAAGCUCUGUGUUUUAGUAUUCUUCUUAGCUUUCUCUUCGUUCUUGGUCCAAACCCUAGGUUCAGGAGAAUGCGAACGUGAGACCGGUGAUUGUUACAACAAAACGUCGGCUCUGCGUUUGAAACUAGUGGCGAUAGCUGCGAUUUUGAUAAGCAGCAUGAUCGGUGUUUGUUUGCCAUUGAUAACACGAUCGUUGCCUGCUCUGAAUCCUGAUCGGGAUGCCUUUUAUGUUGUCAAGGCCUUUGCGGCGGGGGUCAUACUUGCUACAGGAUACAUGCAUGUUCUCCCUGAUUCCUUUAAUAAUCUGACCUCCAGCUGUCUGCCGGAAAAUCCUUGGCAAAAGUUUCCGUUCACCACGUUCAUCGCCAUGCUCUCGGCUGUGUUUACACUCAUGGUGGAGUCUUUCGCUACCAGUUUCUAUCGCCGGAUGAAUGACAAAAAGAAAGGGAUCGUUAAUCCACUUGGCACCGACACUGAGAUGAGCCCUAUAGGCCAUAGUCAUGGUCAUGGCUUUGAGCUCAAGGAUGACCCUGCAACUGCCUUGCUUCGGUAUCGAGUCAUUGCUCAGGUAUUAGAAUUGGGGAUCGUGGUCCAUUCGGUGGUGAUUGGGCUGUCAUUGGGAGCCUCUAUGAAUCCUUGCACCAUAAGGCCCUUGGUGGCUGCGCUUUGCUUCCAUCAACUCUUUGAAGGAAUGGGUCUUGGUGGCUCCAUACUCCAGGCUGAGUACAAGAUCUUGACUAAGUCUAUCAUGGUGUUCUUCUUCUCAGUAACAACUCCUUUUGGAAUAGCAUUGGGGAUUUUUUUGUCCAAUGUGUAUAGUGAAAACAGCCCAACAGCUCUUAUUGUUGUGGGAGUGUUAAAUGCAGCUUCAGCUGGGCUUCUUAACUACAUGGCCUUGGUGGAUCUCUUGGCUACUGAUUUCAUGGGGUCAAGGUUUCAAAAUAGUCCCAAGCUACAAGCCAUAGCUUAUGCUGCAGUUUUGCUAGGGGCUGGUGGUAUGUCUAUCAUGGCUAAAUGGGCGUAGGCUCAUUCAAGGGGAAUUUAUGCUUGUCUUAGUUUUCUUUUGCAUUUCCUUUUAAUCGUUAGUUUCAAUUUUCGUUACCUGUAGUUGGUGUGAUGAUGUAAAAGGUUUUCAUCAAUAAUGUUAUUUUCAUGGGCUAAAUUACCAAAAAA
This is a messenger RNA of Amborella trichopoda, 1253 nucleotides long. RefSeq names its product fe(2+) transport protein 1. Gene Ontology annotation, molecular function: zinc ion transmembrane transporter activity. Gene Ontology annotation, cellular component: plasma membrane. Lineage: Eukaryota; Viridiplantae; Streptophyta; Magnoliopsida; Amborellales; Amborellaceae. The record is from RefSeq and is a predicted model, not a curated record. Gene Ontology annotation, biological process: zinc ion transmembrane transport.